GUAUUCCCACUGGGCUUAAAGCCCAUACAUCAAAUUAUUAAUUAAAAAAAGAAAAACCAUUAACCCUAGCACUAUAAAAGUCUGUAAAACCCUAACAACCCUGCAGCUCUAGCUUGGUGACGCGCGUUUCCUCGUUGUUUCAGAUUCACAGCACCUCAAAGGAAGAAGAAGAAAGAAGAAGAAAAAAUGAAGGUUAUAGCAGCAUAUUUGUUGGCUGUUUUGGGAGGGAACACCAGCCCUUCAGCUGAGAACUUGAAGGACAUUCUUGGAUCCGUUGGAGCUGAAGUUGAUGAUGAUAAAAUUGAGCUUCUCUUGUCUGAAGUCAAGGGUAAAGAUAUAACUGAGCUUAUUGCAUCUGGAAGAGAGAAAUUGGCAUCUGUGCCUUCUGGUGGUGGUGGUGGUGCUGUUGCAGUUGCCGCAACAGGGGGUGGUGGUGGUGCAGCUGCUGCUCCUGCUGCAGCUGAGGCAAAGAAAGAGGAAAAGGUGGAAGAGAAAGAGGAAUCAGAUGAUGAUAUGGGCUUCAGUCUCUUUGAUUGAGGAAUUAGGAUAUCAAGUUACUUUUGUUUCAAGAUUUCUCCAAUUCAGGACUUUGUAGAACUUAAGAGUUUGUCUCUACAGGCUGUCAUUUUUGGUUGUUUCCCAUUUAAGACACGGAGAUUGAUAACCAUGCUGUGUUAAAAAAUUGUCUGGAUUUUGUCUUUUCAAUUUGCGAUGUUCCUUGA
Quercus robur (English oak) is the source of this 722-nucleotide messenger RNA. Its product is annotated as 60S acidic ribosomal protein P2-1-like. The coding region runs from base 187 to 537 and encodes 116 amino acids. The transcript has 4 exons. Gene Ontology annotation, cellular component: ribosome; cytosolic large ribosomal subunit. Gene Ontology annotation, biological process: cytoplasmic translational elongation. Gene Ontology annotation, molecular function: structural constituent of ribosome. NCBI's taxonomy places the organism in Eukaryota, Viridiplantae, Streptophyta, Magnoliopsida, Fagales, Fagaceae. The record is from RefSeq and is a predicted model, not a curated record.